Messenger RNA from Botrytis fragariae, 693 nucleotides. Its product is annotated as putative glycerate dehydrogenase protein. NCBI's taxonomy places the organism in Eukaryota, Fungi, Ascomycota, Leotiomycetes, Helotiales, Sclerotiniaceae. Gene Ontology annotation, molecular function: NAD binding. The transcript is spliced from 3 exons. Bases 1 to 693 code for a protein of 230 amino acids. The record is from RefSeq and is a predicted model, not a curated record.
AUGCCGGACACGAAUACGGAAACCGUGGCGGAACACGCAUUGGCGCUUUAUUUUGCGGUCAAGAGAGAUGUGGUUAGUAUGCAUGAGUGGACGAUGAGGGCGGAACAGUGGGCGAGUCAGGGAACGGGCAUUCUGGGAAUGAAUACUUGGGAAGGUGGCGGCGCGAGGAGUUGUCGAAGUGAGGUUGUGGGAAUUGUAGGCGGUGGGAAGAUUGGACUUGCAAUGUCCAACCUCUGUACCGCUCUCGGAAUGAAAGUACUUCUCUCCGAGCGCAAAUCCAUUCCCCAAGCGCAAGCACGCGCGGGCCGAACCGCCUUCUCCUCCAUCCUCACUCAAUGCACCACCAUUAUUCUCACCUGUCCUCUCUCCCCGGAAACUCAGAAUCUCAUUUCCGCGCCUGAAUUAUCGCUGAUGCGUCGCGAUGCUAUUCUCGUGAAUGUAGCCCGCGGCGGAGUGGUAAAUGAAGCCGAUUUGGCGAGGGCGCUGGAUGGCGGAGAGAUUUUGGGAGCGGCGACGGAUGUUUUUGAAAGGGAACCGGUGGAGAGGAGAGGAAGUCCGUUGGUUAGGGGGAGGGAGAAGAGAGAUCCUCAUGUGGCUUGGUUUGGGAGGGAUAGCCAGGAGAAAUGUGUUAAGGCUAUUGCUGAGAUUUUCGAGGGGUAUCUGAAGGGGGAGAAGGUCAAUUUUGUGGUUUGA